GUUGCUGCAGUGCUAAUAGUUGGCAGCACAGAGAGCAGUACAAAGAAUUCUGAUUCUAGACACUUUCAGUUGCAACAUUCAUUUCGAGGCUGUAGUGUGCUUGUUUAGUGAUCUUCAGUGAUACCAUCUCUUGAUGUAUUCACAUGACUAAGUGGGAGAUAUGAGUACACUUUACUGAACAGACAUGGAUCACUAACUGAAAGGUAGUGCAAUAGCCCACGCGCUGGCUAACCUACAGUAUUCCUGCUUAUGUGUAAAUGAAACAAGAUUUUAUUCUCAAGAUGGCCGACCUGGAAGUCUACUUGUAGCUUUGAUAUUUAUGCAAAUGAGCUAAAUGCCUGUGGCUUAUAUAGAGGAGGAAGUUCAUUUCACACAUGUCAAGCAUUCUCCAGGGUCAAGAUGGACAGCACAGAAGAACCUCAGAAAAAAGUCUUUAAGGCCCGAAAAACAAUGAGAGUAAGCGAUCGGCAACAACUUGAGGCUGUCUAUAAGGUCAAAGAGGAGCUGUUGAAGACCACUGAAAUUAAACUGUUAAAUGGCAAACAUGAAAAUGGAGAUUCUGAUCUAAAUUCCCCUUUAAGCAACACAGACUGCAUGGAGGACAAAAAGGAGUUUAAUGGUUUAGUGGAUAUAUGUCUUGACCCUGAAGAAGGGAGAACUGAAAGUGAGGAAAUCUCUGAUGUCAAAAGUCCUGCUGUCAGGGCAGAGAACAAAGAUGGUGACCUAGAUUGCAAACCUGAAACAUUGUCUCCAGAGAAUGUUAUCUCUGAACAAGAGCAGGAGGAUCUUAUCAUUGCUUCAGUCUCUGAGGGUGGAAAUCAGGUACUUGAUAACAAAAAAGAUGAUGACCUUCACGAAGAACACAGAAUAAAACAUAGUUUGGACCAAAGAGAGACAGAGAGCCCAUCUGAAGGUGAAAGCAAAGUAAGCUGUGAUGUUAAUGACUCUUCAGAAGAGAAAGCAGAAACAAAUGAAUUAGCUGUUAGUUCUGAUCUACCUGUUGAAGAAGAAAAAAGUGCUGAAGAAGAGGUUGUUGAUGAAGAUACUGUUGGAGAAGAGGCUAUAUCUAGCAGUAUGGAAACUGACCAGGAACCAAAGGAUGAAGGAGACCAAUCUGCAUAUCUUCCAGAAACCACCAUUGAAAAGUCAGUAGAAGAACCAAGCGAGAACAUCUUGGAAAACACAGACUCUAUGGAGACGGAUGAAAUAAUUCCAAUUUUGGAAAAGCUGGCCCCAGCUGAAGAUGAACUAUGUUGUUUUUCUAAAACUUCCCUGCUUCCAGUGGAUGACACAAGCCCAGAUUUGGAAGAUAAAAUGGAGAACUCUUUGGGUUCACCAUCCAAACACGAAAUCAGUGAAAGUUUGCCUAAAGAAGCUUUCUUAGUACUCUCUGAUGAAGAGGAGCCGUGUGGUGAGAAAGAGGAGGAUGCUGAAGUGGUACUACCAAACAAGACAAGUCCUCCAGAAGAGGUGGAAGAGGAGGAAAAAGAAAGGAAGGAACAGGAUAAAGAGAGAGAAAAGGAAGAGCACAAAGAAGAAGACAGACAUCCAGAGAGAAGUGAAGUGUCAAGAAGGAAGCGUUCCAAAUCAGAGGAUAUGGACAAUGUACAUUCUAAACGUCGUCGGUACAUGGGAGAAGAGUAUGAAGCAGAACUCCAAGUAAAAAUUACAGCCAGAGGGGAUAUUAACCAGAAGCUGCAAAAGGUCGUCCAGAGGUUGUUAGAGGAGAAACUCAGUGCCCUGCAGUGUGCUGUAUUUGACAAGACUUUGGCAGAUCUGAAAACACGAGUAGAGAAGAUAGAAUGUAGCAAGAGGCAUAAAACUGUGCUUACUGAACUACAGGCUAAAAUUGCUAGAUUGACGAAACGUUUUGGAGCAGCCAAAGAGGACCUGAAGAAAAAACAGGAAAAUCCUCCAAACCCACCUCUGUCUCCAGGGAAAGCAGUGAGUGAUACAGGCAGCAUCAGCAACCUAACCUAUAGAAAUGCCAGCACAGUGAGACAGAUGCUGGAGUCCAAGAGAAACAUAGGAGAGAGUACAUCAACACCUUUUCAACCCCCCAUGAAUGCAGUGUCUACUCCAAGUCUUGCUGCUCCUCAGACAGUGGUCAGUGGACAUCCCAAACCUCAGACUCCUGUGACUUCCAGCUCCUUGACAACAUCAGUUCUCCCUACAGCCAACACAGCUACAGUAGUUGGCACCACACAGAUGCCCAGUAGCAACACUCAGCCCAUGUCUGUCUCACUACAGUCUUUGCCAGUAAUUUUGCAUGUUCCAGUUGCAGUAUCCUCCCAGCCUCAGCUCCUGCAAGGCCACACAGGGACUUUGGUCACCAACCAGCAGUCAGGCAAUGUUGAAUUUAUAUCAGUACAAAGCCCUUCUACUGUUGGUAGCCUUGCCAAAACUCCAGUGUCUCUGGCGUCUACUAACCCAGCUAAACCAAAUAACAGCCCUUCUGUGUCCAGCCCUGGUAUUCAGAGGAACUCUCCGGCCAGUGCUGGGUCAAUAGGGACAACACUGGCAGUACAGGCUGUUUCUACAGCACAUCCUGUUGCCCCAGCCACAAGGACUACUUUGACCACAGUGGCUACUUCAGGACUGUAUAAUCCUACCAGCAAUCGGGGUCCCAUACAGAUGAAGAUCCCACUCUCUGCAUUCAGCAGUCCAGCUCCCACCGAACCAAGCACCGUCACAGCACCUCGAGUUGAGAGCCAGACAAACAGACCACCAACUGAUGCUUCAACAAAUAAGAGACCAACUGAGAGCACAGCACAGCUCUCAGAACAAAAAGUAGUUUGCAGUGUGCCGUAUACCUGUGGCAUAUUUGAUGGUACAACUUUGAUCAAUUGUUUCGAAAACCAGUUGAAACAGGAAGAGACUUCAUCAGACAGUAAAGAGCCAGUAGAAGCAACACAGACGAAUUUUAACUUCCCUGAGGAUGUCCUGUUUGGCUUGGAGGAGGAGGAAGAGGAUGCUAAGAGCAUCAAAAACACCCACAAGCAGACUGGCUGGGCUGCUAAUCUACUAAAGCAGUGGCUGGCUAAAAAUGGCAAGGAUCCUAGCUUUGAAUUGGUGCCAGUAACUGAACUCAAUGAUAUUUUAAGAGAGUUUUAUUACACAAUAAGGAACCAUGAUGGAAAUACCUACAGUGUGGCAAGUUAUAAGUCCAUGCGUGCUGGCUUGAACCGGCAUCUCAAAAUGCUACCCUAUAAUCGUCAGAUUUGCCUAAUGAAGGACAAAGAGUUUUCCAGUGCUAACAUGGUGUUUGUGAGUGUGUUGAAGAUGCUGCGCAUGCAGGGGAAGGAUGAAACUCACCACCACCCUCCCAUAGCAGCUGAAGACUUACGUAAGAUUAAGCUGUCUGGGGUGCUGGGGUUACAUAGUCCUCUGGCACUGGUCAACAAGGUGUGGUUUGAUUUGCAAUUGCAUUUUUCCAAACGAGGGAGGGAAAUCUUAAGAGACUUGGCUCCAGAUGCCUUUGUUGUUGAGAAGGACAAGAAUGGGCGACGUUAUGCUAUGUUUAGAUAUCCUGGCAAAGGGAGAAAUGCAGAAGACCCCCAUAAAAUGGGUAAAAUGUACGAUAUGCCAGGAGACCCAAACUGUCCUGUUUUUUCCUUGGAGCUUUAUUUGUCUAAGUUGCCACCUGAACCCCCUGCGUUUUACUUGCAUCCGUUAAAACUAACGACAGAGCAGAUGCGAGAGCAGCCUGUCUGGUACAAACGGGAACCUAUGGGAGUGAACUACUUGGGUACAAUGAUGCCCAGGAUAAGUGUGGCAGCCAGGCUGUCCCAACGAUAUACCAAUCACUCUCUCAGAACUACCACCAUCCAAUUACUAUGUGAAGCAGGAUUGGGGCCCAGAGAGAUCAUGGCAGUGACAGGCCAUCGCUCUGAGUCUGCUAUUAGACAUUACUGGGGAGCUGCAGAAAUUCGCUACAGGGCCUGGUCGGAUAUAAUGGAGAGUAACACUCCCAAUUAUCUCUAUAACACUAUUCCAAAUGAAGUGGUAAAAGAACCAGUAUCUGAUGCUUCCACUUCUUCCAUAAAACAUGUCAUUUUAGAACAAAACAAAAUGUCAUUACUUCCUAAGAAAUCUAUUGUACCUGCCAGCAACCAUGUGACACCUAGCAAUAAUGUGACUUUAAUCUCUGGGGGACACAUGGCUCUGAGUUCUAAAAGUCACAUGAUGUUGAAACACAGCUCUUCCAAGGUGCUUCUUCCCAAGGACAUAACCAGUGUGACUACCAGUGCUCUUCAAGGAUGCUAUAGUGAACCUGUGUUUAUAAGCCGUGUGAUAAAACAAGAACCAAUGACUUGACACAUCUAUAAAAGGAAUCAAUUGAGAUUCAUUGCUAAGGUAGAAAAAGGAAAUGUUCUCCUGUUGAUUGAAUUUUUUUUGCACUUGGGGCAUUAAGGAAAUUUCUUACUGCUUAGUUCAGCAAGAAGUGUCCUGCCUGUGCCCCCUGAAGUGAGCUGUGAACAGAAAUUUUGAAAGAGCGAGGCUUGGAGUCUGCAUGACCUUUUACAGCAGCUGGGACUAUAGUUGGUCAAGCAGAGCCUUUAAAUAAUGCCAUCUUCAGUAAGUGUUGCUUUAUAUCUUACACUUACGGAGAGUGUGUGUUUGUUGUUAUACCAUCAUGUGCCUGCUGGCUAUGAUGUAGCCUUUUACAAAGAGGAGAAUACUGAUAAUUCAGAGGAGUAGGCACAAAUACACUGCAGGUAUUUAUACAUACACUAUCACCCAAGCAAUUAUUUGAUCACCUUCUCUCUUUCUGUCCAAAUUGACUUCAUCCUUAUUAGGACAAGAACUGGGAUUGUGCUGGUUUUAGCAUACUUCUAAAUUGACUGUCAUAUACUUGUACUGAUCUGGAGAGUUUGGGGUUUAUUUCUUAUUUUGCACUUUUGCAAGUCUCCUCCUUCCCCUUUCAUAGUGCUAGGUAAGGGAAAAGUUCUUAAACAUUCUGGUCCCCAAAGUCACUUCAUGAUAACUGAUAUCAAAAUGCAUAGCCUGCUACUGGUACAUGGGAAAAAUAUUAUUAUAGCAACUGCAAAGGAAAUAGAAUGGCCCCAUGAAAGGCAAAUAGGUACAGCUGACAUGCUGUUUGUUUGCAUGUGUGCGCGUGUCUUAAAUAUUUGUAUAUCUCUCCUGUACUGGAUUUCCAUCACAUUUCACAUUAUUCCUGGCCUUGGCACUUGGCAGGAGUCAUGAACAUUUGAGUCUGUUUUUUCCCCUUUCCAGAACUGAAUGUACCAUUUAGUCGGCAUAUGCAAAUUAAGAUAAAAUUGUUAAUAUACAUGUAUCAGUGCAGUGUAAUCUUCCAUCAGAUUCCUUCACCAAGAGGAAGUGUGUCAGGAAGUCUUGUUCUCUCCCAACCCAUCUUAGAAAUUACUUAGUUCGCCCUAUGGACUUAGUAUAUUAGUCACUGCCUGAUUGCGGCAAGUUGAUCCUAUCAUCACAUUUCACAAAAAAGGGAUUUCUUACAGGCUACAAAUUUAGCACCUGUCAGUGAAUGUGUUAGAAAUAAGUUCUAAAUGCUGCUUCAGCAGUGAAGAACAGUAGGAAUUGAAAGGAGUAGGAGGAGUUAAUUUUAAAUGAGCCAUCCUAGUGAAUUUAGCCCAAUGAUUUUAGUACCUCUCGUUGCCCUUUUCCAUGAAUUUUCUUAAAAGGACACUGGCAAAGUAAAGAUCGUAUUUGAAUUUUUUUUUUUUUACCUAUUGUAACAUGUAAUACUUAAGAUUAUGAUAAAUGAAAGCUAAGAGAAAAUAUUUUUCAUGGUACUGAUUGGGCCACAGGUUGAGAACCACUGCAUUAGUGACUCCUGUAGAAACACAGUAGACCCCGUAUUAUCAUUUUACUGUAGGAUGAAGCAAAUCAAGCUGGGGUGUGAAGGAGAACAACUGUUUCUAAUAUCUAGAAAAUGGAGAGACAACCUAAAUUCUCAUAAUAUAGGGGAGCCAUGCAAUAUCCUACUCCAAGGCAUAGGAAUGCUAAAGAAUUUGAGUAAAUUAAGGUCCUAAAUUAGGGAUUCAUUUAAAAAAAAAAAUCAUGGUUCUGCUGGACUAGCAAGUUGAAUCGCUUCUUCUAAAAAGCGCUUUGUCCAGGUUUACACAUAAUGAAAAUAAAUGCAUAGCACUUUCCAGACUACCUUUUAUAUAGAAAAAGAAAAGAAACUUUCUCAUCCUUAUAAUCUUAGGUAGUUCUGUGCUGUGACUUAUCUAUAGUUAAAGAGAACAACUGUUUACUUUCAACUUGAACAAUAUCCAACAGAAACAGUGCUGUUGAUAGAAAAAAAAAAAAUCUUCCUCUUUGUACCCUUUGCUGCUUAUUGUGGUCAUACUUACCCACAUGCCCUGUUCUGGUCUUACUGCGUUUUGUGUGACUUACUGUAAAGGCAUACUGCAAGGCUAAUGGUUUCAGUCUUUGGGACAAGGCUAGUUGGUGAUUAUAUAUAAUAUAAAUUUUAAUUGGACUUCUAUUGCAACCACUUCUGUGGGGAAGAUUUUUUAGUAGCUUUUAAUUGGCCAAUUUCUGAAAUUCAGUUUGGGAUUUUUUGUCAUUAACUACGUGUGCCAUAUUGUCAGCAUUAAUUUGACUCCUGCUAGUUUGAAACUGUUGAUUUGCAGUAUGACUAGAUUUUUCUUUUCCUGUGUGGGGAAAAAUUUCAGAAGUGGAAAAAAGCUGUUUCUGGUUGGAACAGGAGUAUGUGCCUUCUUUGAAAGUGGGUUAUUGCUAAAAAUUGGUAUAAAUUUUAAUUUAUUUCAAACCUUUCUUAGCUGAAACAGCCCUCUGUGCCAUUAGAAAUUAAAUGGGUACCACCAAAGUUCUGUUUUAAGUUCAAUAAAGCUGAGGUAGGGGAGCAGGAUGAUGGCUCAUGAUAUGUAAUAGGAUAUAUAGAGCAUUUUAUUUCUGUUGAAAAUUCAGAUAUGACCAUGGUCAGGAAUAAGCAAAAUUAUUUAUUAUAUGAGAGCUAUUUAGUUUCAGUCCAGUUCUUUAUGAUAGCUUCUGUGAUGCAGACACAUAUAUCAACAUUUAUGCUAAUUGGCCUCCUUAUUAGCAGUGUCAGCAGAGAGAUGAAGAAAAAGGACAUGAAAACUGAACUUACCUAUUCCCCCUCUGUUUAGUCCGCAAAAGAGAAAACAGAGGGGAGAUAAGUUUAAGUACAUAAAAGGUUUUUACAAGGAGGAGGGAGAAAAAUUGUUUUUCUUAACCUCUGAGGCUAGGACAAGAAGCAAUGAGCUUAAAUUGCAGCAAGGGAGGUUUAGGUUGGACAUUAGGAAAAACGUCCUAACUGUCAGGGUGGUUAAACACUGGGAUAAAUUGCCUCAGAAGGCUGUGGAAUCUCCAUAGCUGGAGAUCCUUAAGAGCAGGUUAGACAAACACCUGUCCGGAAUGUUCUAGAUCAGCAUUUCUCAAAUGUGGCCUCAUGGGCCACCAGGAUUUUUUCUUGCGGCCACAGCUGCCUGGGUGGUGAUUGGGGGGGCAGAGCAGCGGCUCCUACCCCGGGGUCACCCCCUGCCUCCUUCUGGAGCCACAGACACUGUAGGAGCAGGCAAUCAAUAUUAGUUCCCCACCUUCCUGGGGGCGGUGAGGCUUGGGCUUUGGCUUCAGCCUGGGGUGGUGGGCACCAGGCUCUGUCCCCCAGCCACACGGCUUCAGGCUCUGGCCCCGGGCUCACUCCUUCAUGUCACCACUGGCCCCUGAUGCCUCCAGGCCCCACCCGUGCAGUAGUACCCUAGACUCCAGCCCCGGACUCACCCCCAUCACCCUGAUGCCUGCUGCCUCCUCCAUGCUCCCAUCCAGUCCCCCAUUGCCCUGGCCCUCCUGCCUCCUUACUCACCUCCCCAUCCAGGUUUUAAUUUGUCCUCCAGCUUGCCAAGGAUGAGUAAGUCUGCUGUGCAAAGUGAUAUUAACAAAUAUACAAAUAUCACUUUUCACAAUAGCAGACUUACUAGCUAGCAAGUCUUUAAAAAAAAAAAUCAAACAAAAAAAGCAAAACAUGCAAAGCACCUUAUUUGUUUUUCUAGUCUCUUUAGGCCCAGUAAAGAAUAGGGACAACUGUACAUUAUUUUUAUUAUUGAGUCUGCAAAAAACCCUACAUAAAUAAAUUACAAUGAUUUGGACAUGUAUAUGUGCAUAUUUAUUUGUUUUUCCUAAAGUUAAUUCAGUAUUUUAAGAAAAAUUGUCAUAGCAGCCACCAGCAAGAGUUGGUGGCCGCCCUCUGAGGCCACCCAAAAAUUUGUUUUGAGAACCCCUGGAGAUAAUACUUAGUCCUGCUAUGAGUGCAGGGGACUGAACUAGAUGACCUCUCAAGGUCCCUUCCAGUCCUGUGAUUCUAUAUGGUCUCUCUCUUCCUUAGUCAUGGGCAAGAUACAUUUGAGGGCAGCGUUUAUGUGCAACUUGUACUGCCCCUACCUGUAAUUUACCUGUUAUAAAAACAGAAUUUCAGUCUCCAGACCUGUCAGUCUGGCACUCUUAUUAGCAAUUAAAAUUAAUUGAAAACUAUCUAAAUAUGACAAAUGCAUUUUAAAAGAAUUUGCUACUACUCCUGUAAUUUCUGUAAUUGGACUUACUCCUGAGAAGCUGAAAAGUGUCAUACUAGUUGCAAAAUGUGUAGCCCUUACUUGCCAUAUGGAGCUUAGUUUUUGGAAGGGUGUCUGCCAUUUUUAGGAACUAGCUUCCAUUUCUCAAGGCAGAGUUGAUUGUCAUCAGGGGCUCCCAAAGCAGUGUGGCAAAUGACUGUGUCCUCUUUCUGAUACACCCAGAAACUUCAGUUUUAAAUCCCCUUUUCAUGCUAAAACCUUGGUGCCAGGAAUCAUGGAGGCCUUUGUCAGAAAGAAGUCCCAUGUUUUGUCCUUUCUGCAAAUAGUGUUGGGAAAUUUCUGCUGUCAGCCUGAAGGGAGAGCCAUAAAUUCCAGUUGUGCUUAUAAAGUCAGCCCAGCUCCUCAGAACAUGCUGAGAUUUUUUCAUAGCUUUUCACUGCUAUGAAAGGAAUUAAUUCUGACCUAAGCUACAGUAUGUGAGAUCUAGAAAAUCAAUUUUCCUCAUUGCAUGGACUUUCUCUGUUACACACACCAUCACCCCAGGAACCUUAAUUGUCCAAAAUGUCAGAGAGACAGGGUUGAAAUCAUCUUAGUGUUACUCUCUUUUUAAUCUGUCAUGUCUGUUUUACCCUGAAGGGUUGCACACUGGUAAUUAGUUCAACAUAGACAGAUCUACCAUUAAGCAGCAAUUAAUCAAUGGACCUUCAGUUUGCAGCUAACCUGGUUCUCCUUUCCCCUACCUCCCCAAAAGAAAACAUAGGGAGAGGAGAGGAAAGCUUAUUGCACUUACAUUUUAUAGUCUCCUUUUAACUUAUCUUAAACUUUCUCUUGUUCUUACUAUCCAGUCACUGCCCCUUUCAUCAUGAUCCUCCCAGUGCCUCAGGAUCUGGAAGUAUAAUUUUGAAAACAUGGCAGGCACUUAAUAUAAACCUUAAUAUAUAAAUGGUUCUGUGGAAACAGAUGUGAUUUCAAUUAUAUUUAAAAUCUUUGUUAUAAUUUUUGAAGUAUUUUUAUUAUCCUAAUUUUGAUACCUGAUUUAUACAUUAUAUGCAAUAUAUACUAUGUAUAAACACAGGACUGUGACAUAAAGAGAGAAUAUACUGUCUUUUAAUAUAUUGAUGAAAGACAUAUGUUGGAGGUAUUAAAAAUGGCUGGGUUGAAAUCUUUACCUGUUCAGUGAUGGGUACAAACUGUUGUUAAAUCCUUGUAUCAGUUAAACAGUGGCUUCUCCUCCCUUCCCCUAAUCAGGGGUGCACUUUAUCCUUUCACAGAACAAAUAAAAUCCUUUUGAGUUUAUGCCUUA
Molecule: messenger RNA, 9843 nt
Organism: Caretta caretta (loggerhead turtle)
Lineage: Eukaryota; Metazoa; Chordata; Testudines; Cheloniidae
Gene: ATF7IP
Product: activating transcription factor 7 interacting protein
Biological process (GO): regulation of DNA-templated transcription; DNA integration; DNA recombination
Cellular component (GO): transcription regulator complex; nucleus
Molecular function (GO): DNA binding; protein binding; transcription coregulator activity
Source: RefSeq, a predicted model, not a curated record